Molecule: messenger RNA, 1128 nt
Organism: Austrofundulus limnaeus
Lineage: Eukaryota; Metazoa; Chordata; Actinopteri; Cyprinodontiformes; Rivulidae
Product: TAF6-like RNA polymerase II p300/CBP-associated factor-associated factor 65 kDa subunit 6L
Biological process (GO): transcription initiation at RNA polymerase II promoter; RNA polymerase II preinitiation complex assembly
Cellular component (GO): SAGA complex; SLIK (SAGA-like) complex; transcription factor TFIID complex
Molecular function (GO): protein heterodimerization activity; transcription coactivator activity; RNA polymerase II general transcription initiation factor activity
Source: RefSeq, a predicted model, not a curated record
GUGGCAGUGGAGCGUCUUCUGAGGAUGAAGGCCCUGUCUCUGUCUCAGCCCGCUGACAGGCCUCUGAGUGCUCAGCCCGGUUCUGUGCCAGGCUCUGUGGGUUACAGAGUCAGCUCCCCAGGCCUCAGCCCCCCUCCAGAGCCCUUGUCUGAGGCUGCCCUCGGAAUCGCCAUCCACCUGCAGGCAGGCGGGGCCGGCUGUCACUGGGAGGAGUGGUCCCCGGUUCCUCUCCCCGCCAUGUACUCUGAGCUCUACUCCUUCUUCGGGGACAGCCUGGCCGUCAGGUUCAGCACAGGUCCGGGCUUCGGCAGCUACCCCCCCUGUGUCCCGUCCCAUUUCAGAGACACCCGGAAGGAGCCCCUCGGCCACGUGUCCAACCCCGACACCACCCGCAAGAUGCCACAGCUGACGGCCAACCUCAACAUCAGCCCCAGGCAGGAUGAGAGCCCCCGCACUGACCCACCCCCACCUAGCCUCGCAGCCACAGGAUCAGGAAGGUCUGUAGCCCGCUCGUCCUCCGUGCAGCGCUCCAGGUCGUCCUCGUCACGUCUGGGCCAGCGCUCAGCAGGUUUGUCUCGGGAGGUUUUUCCCAAAGCUCGCUUYACCUCGCCUCACGCCGGACCCCCGGUGAUCUCCUUCGUUAUCGGCGGAAGGCAGAUGGGUCGGCGCUGCCAAGGCCGCCGCCCCUUUCAGACCACUUUUGCUUUGACUCCGCCUCUUCCUGCCAUUCCUCCACGUGCCUACGCCCACAAACUGCCUGUGAUCGGCAGAGUGGGCAAACCUGUGCGGCGCUGGACCUGCUCGCACUACUCCCUUCACCUGCCUCUGUAGGAGUCAGCACAGUGUUCYUCCUGGAAAGGUUGUCUCUUCUCAUAUUUUUGUAGUGUAAAGCCUAUUUUUGUCUCAGUAAAAAAAGUAGAACUCCUAUAAGACAGCACAAGUCUGGCACCUGGUGUGAUUUGCUCAGGCAGAGCCACACUCAUAUUGCUCUGCAGUUUGUUCCAGACGUGUUUUUCAUUUCUGCUUUUCACUCUAUGAAACCCUGCUUCAUUCAUUCAGGACUGAAAUGACAUUUGUUUUGGAUAAGUGUUGACCUGUUGAAUAAAGGAGACCUGCUCAUUUUUCAGA